CAGAGUCUCUCACCUAUGAAAUUUCAGAGGUUUCUCUCCCUGCUGCUAGUUUUAUUAGCUUGCUUUGUUUGUUCGUCUCAUUGCUAUACUUUCUAUGUUGGUGGGAAAGAAGGCUGGGUUUUGCACCCUAAUCAGAAAUAUAAUGAUUGGGCUGGUAAACAGAGGUUCCAAGUCAAUGAUGUACUAAUUUUUAAAUAUGAGAAAGGAUCAGACUCUGUUUUGUUGGUGAAGAAAGAUGAUUACUACAAGUGUGAACGAAAGCAUCCUUUGAUGGAAAUGAGCAAUGGAACUUCGGAGUUCAAGUUUCCCCAUUCGGGUCCUUUCUUCUUCAUUAGUGGUAAAGAGGAUCAUUGUUCAAAGGGUCAAAAAAUGAUCACCGUUGUCAUGGCGGAGAGACACGGUACUCCGUCGAUACAUCCACCACCGAUUGUUAAGCCCCCAGGGAAAUCACCAUAUCCGGGGCCUAUUGCUUAUCCACCCAAAGGCUCCUCCUCUUCACCGGCUCAGUCACCCGAGCACCAUGGCCCUGUUGCUAAGCCUCCGACGGGUUCAACUCCGGGGCCAGCACAGUCUCCUUAUCACCAUGGACCCAUUUCAAGUCCACCUUCUUCGGUCCCCACUGGCUCACCCAUGGCUCAUGGUCCUACGCCAUCUACUCAUCAUGCACCACAGUACGGUCCGACGCAGUCUCCGGUGGCUCAUGGUCCUACGCCAUCUACUCAUCAUGCACCACAGUACGGUCCGACGCAGUCUCCGGUGGCUCAUGGUCCUACGCCAUCUACUCAUCAUGCACCACAGUACGGUCCGACGCGGUCUCCGAUGGCUCAUGGUCCUACUCCAUCUACUCAUCAUGCACCACAGUACGGUCCGACGCAGUCUCCGGUGGCUCAUGGUCCUACUGCAAACCCACCUACGUCAACAUCUCCUUCACCAUCUUCUUCAACUCCCGGCGGUUUAUCACCGGCACCGUCUACGGGUCCGGGUUUAAGUCCACCGGCACCUCCACAAGGCAUUUCUCCUUCUCCUACAACUUCGCCUUCCGGUUCUCCGGUACCGUCCGGAAAUCAAACCAGUACCCCGCCCAACGGGUCAUCUGCCACAGCGACUUAUUCCAGUGUUCUGGUGCUUGCUGCUAGCGUCUUGUUUAGUAUGAUCUUUUAGGAGAUUUUAGAAAUGAUAAAUAAUUUUUGUAAUUUUUUUUUGGAAUCCUUAUAGGUGAUUUUCUUUUUUUAAUUUUCAGUUAUGAUUAUUCGAUAUUUCAUAUUA
Messenger RNA from Hibiscus syriacus, 1266 nucleotides. Its product is annotated as early nodulin-like protein 2. The transcript has 3 exons. The record is from RefSeq and is a predicted model, not a curated record. Bases 16 to 1161 code for a protein of 381 amino acids. Gene Ontology annotation, molecular function: electron transfer activity. Gene Ontology annotation, cellular component: plasma membrane. NCBI's taxonomy places the organism in Eukaryota, Viridiplantae, Streptophyta, Magnoliopsida, Malvales, Malvaceae.